Molecule: messenger RNA, 796 nt
Organism: Lolium rigidum
Lineage: Eukaryota; Viridiplantae; Streptophyta; Magnoliopsida; Poales; Poaceae
Exons: 3
Coding region: 44-796 (250 amino acids)
Source: RefSeq, a predicted model, not a curated record
UAAUCUACCCAGUGGCCUAUCUUCAUGUGUGGAGCGUUCCUCCAUGAGAGGCUCUCUCUGUCAUCUUCACACGCACGAGGCGUGCUCAAUCUUGCUCACGCGGUCGACAACAGCUCACAGCCACCGCUGCACAUGCUCUUCUUUUUCCCCUCCUCAAAGCCGCCUCCAGGACUCUUCUAACCCUAGCAUGUUCCCUUCCUGGCGCCGCCACAAAUUCGCUUCUCAACACAUGACUGCAUACAGAGACAUUCAGAGUCAGUCUCAGAAAAUUCAGACAAAUCCCAAACUCCACCGGAAGAAUCGCCGUCGUCCGACCAUCUCCGGCCACCCCUCGUCGAGCCGAGGCCACCUCCAGCGUCGCCUUGACGUCGCGGUUCUCAUUGUCCAAGAAAAUCUAGCAGCUGGCCUUCCAAUCGUCGUCAAGGUCACCUUCUUCCUCUCCGGCCGCUGCUCUCCGGCAAGGGUUCCGGCCGCCUCCGACCUCGUCCACCCCAGCCGAGGUGUUCAUCAGUUUCCUGGUGAGAUGGCGCCCCUUUUCCCCCUCUUGGCCGUCCUAUUUUCUCACUGUUUGGCUUCACCUAAUUCUGACGGAGCUGUCGCCUGUUUUCUGUCCGAGUGCACCUUCGCCAUGGAUGUCUGCAACCUCCGUGCCGCUAGUGCUUUCCAUCGUCUUCUUAUGCACCACGUCGACGCACCCAUCUCCUCCGACUCGUACGACUACAGCAGCAACCUCCCCGCAUUUGCUUCUUCACGGAUAGGAUCACGAAGUGGUGUUGUGAGAUACGACAAGAGCUAG